UAAGUGGGCGAAUUAAUGAGAAGCGGCGACGGGAAAUUCCUUGAAAGGGAGGAAAAUGACAGUUUGGAGAAAGGCCCGUGGGCGGUGGGGAAACGGGAGGAGGAGGUCGUGCGCCGCGGCCGCGGAUCGAUCCAUGCGAGCAUCGGCCGAGCUCUGCCUCAGUCCGUGACCAGACGCCGACCUAUUUCUUUCGUGCCAGUAUUUCAGCAACCAUCAACAUUUACUGUUGGCUCAGCUCCUCCGCCAACACGGCGAGGCCUUCCUAUGUCAUGCCGGGCGGAGCAAAAAAAAGCUGUAUUUCCGACUCUGGCCCUGCAUGACCAUAGUCACACGCACGACCACAGCCACAAUCAUGUGGAAAGGCCUAAAAAGCUAGCUCACCAACCAAAAAGCAAGUCGGAAAGUAAGGACAGCCCAGAAAAGGAAAAGACGGAAGCCCAUGCAAAGCAAAAGCACAAAAACAAAUCGGAUAACAAGUAGAAAUGAAGCGCAGCAAUGUCUUAACUGUGGGAUAUAUCAAAGGGUGGGAACCAAAAGAGUGAUAGAUCCAUUAGUCUCAAUAUAAAUUAAAACAGAAUUUUUUUAAAAUAAAUAAAGCCAAAUAAUUGUUAUUUUUAAAAUACAUGAUUCUGUAUGAAAAUCAUCGCCCAUUUGUAUAUAAAACAAUUUUAAUAAUUUCAUUGUUAAAAUAAUAGUGACUAAAUUAUGAUUGUAAAUAUUCCAAUGGUUACAAUAUUUUAUAUAAUUAAAAUUCUAUAAAUUACGAUGUAUGUCCAUUACAGCAUACUGUGAAGUUAUUUUAUUCUAGAGUUGAAGUAUCGAUCCUUUAAAAUAUUUAUAUAGGUAUUAAUCCCAAAAUUAAAUAAGAGUUUUUACUGUUUUUCUAGUCAUAUCGAGAACAUAUAUUUUAAUUAACUUAGAAAUACAAUUUACCUAAUUUAAAAAAAAAAAACAAAAAAAAAACAAGGGGGCAUGCAUAAAUUGAACAUAGUUUAUAUGUGUGUCACAUGAUGUAAGGUGUUUGGAAUUUUUGAAAUCCAAUAAAUCAUAUUUAAUUAUGUUAAACUACAUAAUAUUGUCAUUGAAUUAAUUCAAAUUAUUUUCUAUACGUCAAUGUGAUAGCAAAGCUUUACCUUGAGCGUAGAAUUUAGAUUUUAUAUCAGAUGAACUUUAUUGUGACACCAAUAUUAAAACGAAAGUUCUACCAUAAAAACGUUUAUUGUUAAGAUAAGAGAGCACGUCUGGAUGAUUGCCUUUAUGUGUAAAAUGCUCAAUAAUUCAAUUACGAAAAAAACAUCAUCAAGUCAGUCCAGGGAUAACCCAUUUAUUCACAAUUUCCUUCCUUAAAAAGAAAAAUAAACUAGGUUUCAAUUGGUGCUAUAUCAGUAACUGCCAGGAAAACCAAGUUUCCUUUUGACAGACAUUCUAGCGUGAAUAACAAGGGAUUAAUAUACUUUACAUUUCCAGUCAACCCGUUAACAACACUGAAAUCAAAGAUCUUGAAAGUGACAUAUCUAAGAAGAGAAUGUUUAAAAUUUCAAAAGACUAGUAUGAAUGACAGUAUGAGUGUCUCAAUAUUUGAAGAAAAAAAAAAAAAUUAAAAAUCGAUGUUCUCAAAUAACAUAGUUUAAGGUUUUAUUAUAAUUUACUAAAAUUUAAACUUCCAUGCUGCCGUUCAAAAUAUUUUGUCCGUAUCAUUCAUUCCUAGUGGAUCUUAAGAAAUUAUGUGUAAUAUGUAAAUUGUUUAACAUAAAAAAUUAAACAUUCCUAUACUUUCCCGCUUCUUGUAACUCACUUAGUUCAAUAGUGCUAAUUAGUGUUUUGAUUUAAUGUUUUAAAUGUAAAUGUUUCACUUAAUUUUAAUUGUAGCAAAUUAACACCCAAUCCAACUACAUAAUGGAGUACAAAUAAAGGCAAUUUGUAUUAAU
Cimex lectularius (bed bug) is the source of this 1928-nucleotide messenger RNA. RefSeq lists its product as uncharacterized. The record is from RefSeq and is a predicted model, not a curated record. NCBI's taxonomy places the organism in Eukaryota, Metazoa, Arthropoda, Insecta, Hemiptera, Cimicidae. Bases 16 to 480 code for a protein of 154 amino acids. The transcript is spliced from 4 exons.